Molecule: messenger RNA, 1452 nt
Organism: Aspergillus steynii IBT 23096
Lineage: Eukaryota; Fungi; Ascomycota; Eurotiomycetes; Eurotiales; Aspergillaceae
Product: putative clock controled protein (Ccg-8)
Exons: 2
Coding region: 1-1452 (483 amino acids)
Biological process (GO): endoplasmic reticulum unfolded protein response; regulation of transcription by RNA polymerase II; phospholipid biosynthetic process
Cellular component (GO): nucleus; endoplasmic reticulum
Molecular function (GO): transcription corepressor activity
Source: RefSeq, a predicted model, not a curated record
AUGGACCCUCGUCCGGACGGCGCCUCUGCCCCAACUACUGGCCCCAACACCUCCCUCUCUGCUGUCCGAGACGCCACUACCACCCCGACGCCGAACAAUCCUCAAACGGCCGUCGCUACCAAUCUUCCUACUUCUUCUACCUCCUCUCCUUCUGUCUAUCCGACUUUUCAGCAUGUCCCUUCCUCCAUGAUGGACAUCGACAACAGUACCGUGGCCGAAGAUCGUUCGCGCCGGGCCACUAGUGUUUUAUCGAUGGACGAUAUCGAGGCUGCUCAGGCUCUGGAGGGUCUCCGUACGGAAUACGGACAAUCUCCCCGAAAUUCCUCGCAGCACUCGUCUAUCUCUUCCGAAUCGCAACCGGAGCCUCUCCUUUCAUUGCUUACUUCUACUCAUCCUCUUAUCUCUUCCGCUAUCAACGGUUCCGUAUCCGCCUACGCCUCCUCUAAAUCGUACUCGUCUCGGUUCAAGUCCGGUGCCGAGUUUAUCGAGCGCAACAUCGGCUCCCCCGUGGCUAACACUGUCGGCACGGUUGGUCGAAAGACGGGAGUCGAAAGCGGUCUUCGGUGGGCUCUUCAGCGGCGUGCGUCGAACUCGUCGAAUCCCAAGCGGUCGAAACGGCGCAAGGUGGGCGGGGAUAAACCGUCGGCGGACAUGGACGUCGAAAAGGGUCUGGAUGACGCUACGAUGUCCGAAUCUCUGCCGCCAUAUGACGACCAGAAAUCACCCAGCUAUGAUGAGAUAGGGCAAGAGGAUUCUUCGCGGCAGAACUCCACCUGGCAGAGUCGGCUGGUUAUCUCGACGUCCGGGUUAGGCGUGGCAAUGAGCGAGGAAUCGCUUCGAAGCCUGCAGUACUGCCUCACCUGGCUACGGUGGGCUAAUGGUCGGCUAGGCAAAGCGAUCGUUGCUCUGCAAGGGGCCCUGAAAGAGUGGGACCAGCAGCAGAACGCGGAGGGAUCGGGCGCUAAUGGCCAAGACACCUCGCUGUUGUCUCAGCGCAUCCAGGCCGUCCGAGAGGAUGUCCUGUCGACGUUGAAGCAGGUGGUCAACGUGGUCUCCAAGUAUGCGGGAGGAGCGUUGCCAGAAAAUGCCAGGAAUCUAGUCCGUCGUCAUCUGACGUCGCUUCCGCACCGCUUCCAGGUUGCAUCGACAUCGCACCCGCCACCCGACUCUCCCGCCUCGGCGUCCGAUGCCACGAUCGGUGCCCAUCGGAUACUGGUGCUGGCGCAAGAGGGCCUGGACAUGAUGGGGCAGGUUAGCGGAGUAGUUAACGACACUCUAGUGAGUGCCGAGCACUGGUGCGAGAGAUUGGGUCGGAAACGGCCCGAUAGCAAGAACCCGGGCGAUGCUCCUCCGACUGAAUCGCGCAGCGAGACGUACCCGGCUGAUAUCAAGGAGCCGAUCCACGAGCCGCCUCAGGACGUUUCCAUGACGGGAACCGAAGAGAAGGUUUAA